Xenopus tropicalis (tropical clawed frog) is the source of this 1385-nucleotide messenger RNA. Its product is annotated as protein kinase C-like. Gene Ontology annotation, molecular function: protein serine/threonine kinase activity; ATP binding; nucleotide binding. The record is from RefSeq and is a predicted model, not a curated record. Lineage: Eukaryota; Metazoa; Chordata; Amphibia; Anura; Pipidae. Bases 35 to 526 code for a protein of 163 amino acids. The transcript has 4 exons.
CUAAUUUUGUAAUAUUAUAAUAAACUGUAUCAUCAUGUUGAGACUAUAUUGUUCCAUUUCUGCUUCUGUUUCAGAAGCUCCUGAUUGUGAUGCUGGCACGUCCAAUAACAUCGGACACAUUGUUCCCAAUCAGGAGCAAGAGUCUGAGCCAAAGGAAGAUAAUUCCACCUCUUCCAGUCUUCCAUCAGAACUCAACAUCUCUGAAUUUGGCUCAGAUGUUGCCAAUAAAAUACAGGGCGCAGAAGGACCAUCUACCAGCCCUGUUGAGCCUGGAUCUCCCUCACUUGAUCAAUUCAACCUGGGUCAAGUGUUGGGAGAAGGAGGAUUCGGGAAGGUAUUCCUAGCCGAGCACAAGAACACCGAAGUGCUAUAUGCCAUCAAGGCCCUGAAAAAAGAACACGUUUUGGAAAAGGGCAACUUGGACAGGUCAGUGAUAGGGCAGAGAUUAAUAUUGGCCAUAUCUGUGUCAUCUUUUCUUAUUAUAUUCAGCUUUAUAUGUAGGACAGUUUUCUCUUUUUAUAUUUAAUAUCUAUUUUACCUCACAUUCCUUUAAAUCAUUUGCAUUUGGUUAUUAUCUGCUGUCAUACCCUGGGUCUGUUCAUAAAGAUGUGGUGAUAAUGGGAUGAUUUUCCCCACAGUGUCUUCCAUGAGAAGGAAAUCCUUCAGAGGGUAAGUUCUGCUAACCACCCGUUCCUGGUGUCAUUACAUGGAACCUUCCAGACGGCAUCUCACCUCUUCUACGUCAUGGAAUAUCUACCUGGAGGUGACAUGUUUGACUUUAUAAGAUCAGUGGAACUAGAAGAACCGGACGUCAUGUAAGUAGAAUGGGAAUCAUCUUAAUUCUCGCACAUAUCAGCUUAUAUAUAAAAAAAAAAAUUAAAGUAACUGAAUUUUAUAUUUUCUCUAUUCAGGUUUUACACCGCAUGCGUCGUUCUUGGCCUGGAGGCAUUACAUCAGCUUGGCAUUGUCCAUAGGUAAGCAUUAAUAACACUAAAAUCAUCUUUAUUUCCAGAUGGAGCUGGUAACACUACUGUAGCACUGUAAUAAUUUGUUUGAUGUUAUUAUAAGGAUUAUAUAUGUAUAACUACUAAACUAUUGACUUGGUUUUAAUUCAGAGAUCUAAAGCUGGAGAAUUUGCUGUUGGACCGGGAUGGCUACCUUAAGAUCGUAGACUUCGGCCUCAGCAAAGACAGUAAGUGUUGCUUAUAAUUCUGGAGCAUACAGGGGAUAAGAUCAGAUUAUUAGGUAUUAUUACAUUUAGAUAUAGUGUUAUACGUACGUGGCAUAAACAGAUCUGAGUGGGUGUGUAGUUUGGAAGCAAGCAGUUGAGAAAAGUCCCUCAUUACAUUAGGGCCCCAGGUUGCAAUUUCCUCACAGUGUUUCUU